CAGGAACCGGAAGUAAACAAAAUUUCAAACAAAAUUGAAUAUCAGGAUGCCUAUAGCAAUAAGAGACCACACUUGGGAACAAACAGACACUAAUGUGUUCAUCAAUGUUCCUCUGAAAGGUGUCAAGACUCAAAAGGUAGACAUUUUCUCAACAGAUGAAUAUCUCAAAGUUAGUUUCCCACCAUAUUUAUUCGAGUGCUUCCUGUAUGCUGCAGUAGAUGAUGACUCUAGUUCUGCUAAGAUUGGAAAUGGCAUGGUGGUCUUUAAACUUACCAAGAAAAGUCCAGAGAUAUGGCCUGAGUUGCAGACAAAUGAAAUAGAAAACAAAGAGGCCUUAAAGGCGAAGCGUGCAACAGCAAUCACAUAUGCCCAGGAGAGAUCUGAACGCAAAGAAAAAGAGAGAGCUGAACAGAAAAGACAGGAUGAUAAAUAUGCGCUUAAGGAAGCCAUGAAGUUAGACAGUGAAGAGAGGGAGAGAAUAGCAGAUGUCAAAAGAUCAGCAAUUACCGAAGCCAAUGAAGAUCUAGAGAAUUGGAAAGAGGAACAGAAACUACAGUCAGAACAACAGAAAAUCAAGGAGGCAGAAGAAAGGCGUUUCAGAGAAGCACUGAGGAAGCGUGACAAAAAGAAAUCUCCAGGAAAGAUUGCAACAGAUAAAGAUACAACAAAUGGUAUAUUUGAGGAUGAGGUGAAAGUCCAACCCAGUGAAAUCAGGCAACCUGGCAAAAUAGAAGUUUCCUUUACACACAGGGAUUUCCCAACAGCUGCCAGGGAAUCAACAGCUGGUUUAGAGGAGGAAUGGCUGAAGAAACAGAAUGAGGCAAGGAGGAUAAGAGACACAGAGGAUGAUAAUCUCACAGAGGAGGAGAGGAACCCAGUAUGGCUGAGAGAUAAAGGAAAUGAGUUCUUCAAGACAGGGAACUACCAGGCAGCCAUCAAUGCCUACUCCCAUGCCAUCAAACUGCAGAGUAAAUUACCAGCAUUAUAUUCCAAUAGAGCUGCAUGUCACCUCAAACUGGGCAACUGUAUGAAGUGUUUAGAAGACUCAUCAACUGCACUUGACCUACUGACCCCUCCUGUGCCACAGAAUGCUGCUGCAAGGGUUAAAGCUCACACACGUAGAGGAACAGCCUUCUGUCAACUAGAGCUGUAUGUUGAAGGUCUUCAGGACUAUGAGGCAGCUCUUAAACUUCAACCUGACAACCCACAACUAAGAGAUGAUGCUGAUAGGAUACGUAACAUUAUACAAGGCUCGGAACCGACCUGAUUAGAUCAAUGCAAUGUGGUCAUAUAUCCGUCCAGUUCCUCAUCAAAGUAACUUAAGUUAGUAAAUUAUUGACCAGAGGGAUCUUAUCUGAUCAACACGAUGUAGUCACAU
Owenia fusiformis is the source of this 1378-nucleotide messenger RNA. The record is from the annotation of a GenBank genome assembly. NCBI's taxonomy places the organism in Eukaryota, Metazoa, Annelida, Polychaeta, Sabellida, Oweniidae.